Molecule: messenger RNA, 1358 nt
Organism: Pseudoliparis swirei
Lineage: Eukaryota; Metazoa; Chordata; Actinopteri; Perciformes; Liparidae
Product: elongin-B-like
Exons: 4
Coding region: 87-446 (119 amino acids)
Biological process (GO): transcription elongation by RNA polymerase II
Cellular component (GO): VCB complex; elongin complex
Molecular function (GO): protein binding
Source: RefSeq, a predicted model, not a curated record
ACCGAAAGCUGAUCUGAGUUACGCAGUUUCCGCAAGCGGUGCAGUCUGGGCUUCUGCUGGCGCGACUGGCUAGCUGAGCACUAGAAAUGGACGUGUUCUUAAUGAUCAGGCGUCACAAGACCACGAUCUUUACAGAUGCCAAGGAGUCUACCACUGUCUAUGAGCUGAAGCGUAUUGUUGAAGGUAUUCUUAAGAGACCACCUGAAGACCAGAGGCUGUACAAAGAUGACCAGUCGCUAGAGGACAGCAAAACUCUUGGAGACUGUGGCUUCACCAACCAGACUGCCAGACCUCAAGCUCCGGGUACAGUUGGUCUGGCCUUCCGCGUAAAUGAUGAGAUGUUCGAACAGCUCCACAUCGAGGCCUUCUCCAGCCCCCCAGAUCUCCCCGAUGUGAUGAAGCCUCAGGACUCCGGUAGCACUGGCAACGAGCACGCCGUGCAGUGAUAACAGGGAGAGGAAACGAGCAAUGGAUGGAAGGAUGGAAGUGGGUGUGUGUGGAUUAACUGCAGUGGAGAAGUAGCACUGGAGGAUAAUGUAAUAUCAUUUCAGUUGAUGGAAGGGGACAUUAUAGGUAACCGAGCCUAUCAAUGUUACCGCCAUGCUAUCAUCCCAGCAUCUCCCCCAAUUUGCUUCACAAAACAUUUUUUUAAACAAACUCUUUAUAGUUUCCACAUCACAUGCGGUUCUGCUCCUUGACUUUGCUCUUAAGCACCAACUGGCUAAAACUUCUUGAGUGAAAAUGUUGGUUUGGAGGGUAUGAUUGUGCGUGUGCAUGAGUUAUUAUAAUUAUUGUCAUUAAUAUUUUGGAAACGGUGGAAGCGUAGUUGUGCGUCACAGUGCUCUAGAAGUAACAUGCAUAAGUAAGGAGUCGGGUGUCUGAAUCGGCGAACUGCAUGAAGAAAAUUCAAAACAAAGGCUUUAUUUUCACUGAAACGGAUAAACCUUAAACCGAAAAGUUUCCUUGGUGUGAUUCUCCCAGUUUUGUUGUACAUUUCUGAUUUGAUUUCAUACCAGGAAAGAAAGUCUUUAUAAUAAUUCUCUGUAGUUUUGUGUCAUCAUUUUGUUUUUUCAGUAUGUUUUACUUGUCAGUUCUUCGUCGUAUGUUUCAUGCACUGAGACCAAAGGCGGGUACCUCUUGGACAACAGAGGGAUUUUUAUUUUGGUCAAAGGACAUUCUGUCUGUGGCACGCAGGAAACACGGGGGGAGGGUAUUCUGGCGUUAAAACCUACGUUUUGGAUAAAUGCGUACAUCACCACAUGUCCCCAACAUCAAUGUGGCACCUUCCCCGGAUCACACAAACAUUUCCUGUAACUGUGAGCUUGCAUAAUUAAAAGUUUUUCCUGUUUUGUUUUUUA